Molecule: messenger RNA, 648 nt
Organism: Zea mays
Lineage: Eukaryota; Viridiplantae; Streptophyta; Magnoliopsida; Poales; Poaceae
Product: pollen allergen Phl p 2 precursor
Biological process (GO): sexual reproduction
Cellular component (GO): extracellular region
Source: RefSeq, marked validated
ACACACACACACAUCCAUCAAAUAAACAAGCGCACACGAACAAAUACCUCGCCGCCAAUAAUGGCCUCCAGAUCCUCCAUUGUGCUCGCCACGGCGAUGCUAGCUACACUAUUCGCGGUUGGUUUGUGCACCACCCCGCUCACCUUCCAGGUCGGUAAGGGAUCCAAGCCUGGCCACCUGAUCCUCACCCCGAACGUUGCCACCAUAUCCGACGUGGAGAUCAAAGAGCAUGGUGGCGAUGACUUCUCCUUUACGCUGAAGGAGGGCCCGACCGGCACCUGGACACUCGACACCAAGGCCCCGCUCAAGUACCCCCUUUGCAUCCGCUUUGCUGUCAAGUCUGGUGGCUACCGCAUCGCCGACGACGUCAUCCCCGCCGAUUUCAAGGCUGGCACCACUUAUAAGACGACACUCAGCAUCUAAUCAGCAUCUGAAGAUGAACUAUAUUUCAAAAGAGCUCAUCUGGCGCACGUGUUAGCAAGACAAUUUUUUUCUUUGGUUAUUUUAUGGCACCAAACCACCCAAGAAAUAAGUUAUGCUACAUGUCCAUAUGAUGCCUUGUUGUGUUGGGUUGAUAUUUUUACAUAAACUAAAUACAUUAUUUAUUUAAGAUCUUUGGAGAAAUUUGUUGAUCUGGUCUAGCUUUAU